AUGGUGCACAAUUUUCCCCACCUCACUUCGAGGACCAGCCCUAAGUUGGUUCACCCGACUCCCUCUUCAUCUAUUGACUCUUUUGCAACUCUCACAAGACAGUUUAAUUUACAGUUUGCCACAAGCCGACCACACCCGCUGACAUCCCUGACACUCGUCAACAUUCGUCAGGAAAAGGGAGAAUCACUGAGAGCUUUCAUGGAACACUUUGGCAAAGUGACCCUUUCAAUUCAUAACCUGGAACCAGUCGUGGCUAUGCACCACCUCACAACAGCCCUUAAGAUAGGGUCUUUCGUUAAUAGCAUAUGUAAAAAACUACCCAUGGACUUGGAUGAGCUUCGUAGUCGGGCUGCCAAGUACAUGCAAAUGGAGGAACUAGCUGAAUAUCAGAAUCAAGUCCAAAUAGACCAAGGGUCUAAUUUUAAAGAAGCAGACAAGAGAGAAUAUUUCAAGCCUCGACAAGAGACUAAAGCCAGGAGAAAUGAUGUUGAGAGGCCCCAUGGAAGUUUAAAAUAUCCUGAAUAUACUACUCUCAACACCAAUCGAUCUAGAAUACUUGACCAAGCUCUAGCAACUGAAAUAUUGAAAGAAUGCACGACUUUGAAAGAUAAAAUCGAAGAUUUGAUUAAAGAAGGACAUCUUCGAGGAUUUGUACAAGCAAAUCUCACUGGUCGUGCUGAAAGAAGUAGAGAUCGAUACCCCCAAUCCUCAAGAAGGUAUGAGGAUAAGCAACAUGAGCGACAGCGGAGUCAGUCAAGAGAGCUUCCUGUAAAACGAUAUGAUGAGCGAGAAAAAUACCCGAAGAGGGUUAUUAACACCAUAGCCGGUGGGUUUGCAGGCAGAGGACCCACUCAUUCCGCUAGAAAGAGACAUCUCAGGCACGUUCGCUCUAUUAACAAUGUUUCAUUGGGUAGCAGAAUCCGAAUUCCACCCAUCACGUUCACAGAUGAUGACUUUCAAGGAGUGGAUCCGGUACAAGAUGAUCUCAUGGUUAUCAGUGUGGACAUUCUCAAUUGUACUGUCAGAAAAACACUCAUUGACCAAGGAAGUUCAACCAAUAUCCUUUACUGGAGUACAUUCAAACAAUUGAGCAUACCAGAAGAGGAGCUUAGAGAAUAUCAUGAACCGCUGGUCGGCUUCUCUGGAGAGCCAUCUCUCAAUAGAUUGAAAGCUAUAGUGUCUACUUCGCACCUGACCAUGAAGUUUCCCUCUGAACGGGGCCAAAUCGUCAUAGUUCAUGUUGACCAGAAGACAGCGAGAGAAUGUUAUUUCGCAAGCCUGCGUUUCAAGCCGCUCCAUGAAUACAGACGAGAUUUUAAUAUUGUAGCUCCUCGGUCUGCAGAGGAUUGGAAAAUUGAACUGGAUCCUAGAGUUGAUGAAGGGUGUCGAGUAGAACCCAACGAAAAUAAGCAACCUUUCCAGCUUGGUACGAAACAUGAGCAGGUCACUUAUCUGGGAGCCGAUCUAUCUGCACAAGACAGGCAAGACCUUCAGAAAAUAUUGCAGCAUAACGCCAACCUAUUUGCCUAG
Molecule: messenger RNA, 1530 nt
Organism: Abrus precatorius (Indian licorice)
Lineage: Eukaryota; Viridiplantae; Streptophyta; Magnoliopsida; Fabales; Fabaceae
Exons: 3
Coding region: 1-1530 (509 amino acids)
Source: RefSeq, a predicted model, not a curated record